UUCCACUUUUUCGAGUCACCACGGCACCGGAUCUUUAUUCAAUGAGUCACUUUCUAUUAUUUUAUCCUCAACCGAAAGGAUUAACUUUUUUCUAAGAACGCUUCCGUCGGGUCCCCUCCGUCCAAGACACAUUUCCGGCUUCUUGGCUUGCAGCGAGUGCUUCUUGUCUUCAGUUCCAUCAUUUAUUUCUGUGCCGUCCCGUCUUCCGGAUCCGAAACAUCACAACACAUCGGUAAAACCAAACCAAACAACCACAAUGGCUUCCACUGCUCCUGUUGUCCGCCACGCCAGGCGCGAGGACGUCCCCGCCAUCCUCGGCCUCAUCCGCGAACUAGCCGACUACGAACACGCCCUCUCCAGCGUCGAAGCCACCGAGUCCACCCUCGCCGCCACCAUCGCCUUCGCCCCCUCCGACCCCUCCAUCGUCUCCCCCGGGCCCGACGGUCUCCCCAUCACCGAACCCGUCUCGCCCUCCAAGCCCGCCCGCUGUUUGGUGCUGACCACCCCCGAUUCUGGAGUCGUCGUCGGCAUGGCGCUUUACUUCUACAACUACUCCACGUGGCGGGCGCGACCGGGUAUCUUCCUGGAGGAUCUGUAUGUCAAGCAGAGUGAAAGGAAGAAGGGGUAUGGAAAGAGACUGUUGGUGGAGCUGGCGAAGGAGGUGGAGGCUAUGCAAGGUGGUAGGCUGGAGUGGAACGUGUUGAAGUGGAAUGAGCCGAGUAUCAAGUUUUACGAGAGCGAGGCGAUUGGCGCGCAGAUGAUGAGUGAGUGGGUGGGUAUGAGGGUUGAUGGGGAGGGGUUGCCUAAGUUGGCGAAGUUGCUGGAUUAGAUGUUGAGGCUGGGAUGUCUAAAAUGAAAUGAAAAUGAAAGUUAUACCCACGGUUCAGGAAGGGCAGGCUGGUGCCUGGUUACGAGGUUUAUGGUGUGGUGC
Neurospora tetraspora is the source of this 931-nucleotide messenger RNA. RefSeq names its product acyl-CoA N-acyltransferase. The record is from RefSeq and is a predicted model, not a curated record. The transcript is spliced from 2 exons. Gene Ontology annotation, molecular function: N-acetyltransferase activity. Gene Ontology annotation, biological process: protein acetylation. The coding region runs from base 257 to 829 and encodes 190 amino acids. Lineage: Eukaryota; Fungi; Ascomycota; Sordariomycetes; Sordariales; Sordariaceae.